Messenger RNA from Spirodela intermedia, 1813 nucleotides. NCBI's taxonomy places the organism in Eukaryota, Viridiplantae, Streptophyta, Magnoliopsida, Alismatales, Araceae. The record is from the annotation of a GenBank genome assembly.
AUGGCAUCGUUCGGAGAAGCACCUCCAGGUAAUGCGCAAGCUGGGGAGAAGAUCUUCAGGACGAAAUGCGCUCAGUGCCACUCGGUGGACAAGGGAGGCGGACAUAAGCAGGGUAUGGUCUCGAUCUCGAACGUUUCUUGCUUUCCUUGUUCCGGGGACAUUUCUCCGUAUAAAAAAUCUAGGAUCAUCUCUUCUCCUAUUAUGAUGCACUCCGUUUCUUCUGUUCGAUCAUUUAUCGACUCGCCAUCUCGUAGGUGCGGAUCCGUUGUAUGCCUAAGGAUUCCGCUGUUGGGUGGAGAAAUCGCAUUCGGCCAUGCUUUGCAAAUUCUCUUGACGAUUCACUGUUUGAGGAAACCAUUUUUAUCUCUCUUGCGUCCAUCAAUAUCUCCCUUAUUUGAGAUGGAUUUUCUCUUCCUAUUUAUUGUGUUACUAAAACACCGAAAAGCGGGAGAGAGGAAUGAAUGCUAAUUUAACUUCCGAUUGAAUAAAUGGGAAAUAUCUGAUAAAAAAAACUCUUACUUCAACGUUUGUUUCCGUUUAUAUAUUUUUAUAUCUGCGAAAAGUGGGCAGAAUUGUGCGAACCGAUCCACUUGCUAUCUACCAUUUGAUUUACUGAUCCGUUAUUAUGAACUGAGUCAAUAGUUUCAAAUGUCCGAGGGGCCCCAUUUGGAAACUGAACUGGACACCUUAAUUGAUGUGAUGGACGAGGGGUUAGCUCUCUCUAGCUCACCUACCUGGGUGUGGGAGGGGAAAUAAAUAUAUAGGUUUUAGUGACUUUUCCAUUAGUGACUUUUUAAGCCAUUCAUCAUGAGAACAUAAAUAGUCAGUUUUUUUUAAUCUUUGAUCUCAAGAGGUUGAGUGAUGUUUUAAAUACAUUACUGGUUCUCUUCGUGUUCUUCUGCAGGGCCAAACUUGAACGGCCUUUUCGGUAGGCAAUCUGGGACAACAGCCGGUUACUCAUAUUCUGCUGCCAACAAGAACAAGGGAGUGAUAUGGGAAGAAUCAACGCUAUAUGAUUAUCUUCUUAAUCCGAAGAAGGUAUUAGCUGGACCGGCACAUCUCUUUCGUCAACGCUGCACUGUGUUUUGCGCAAUUUACUUUAUAUUUCUGACUAUCAGCACAUCCGUUGUGUGUGAAUCUGUGUAACUUUGGAAAGUUGACUUUUGGGUUCUUUCUUGUCCUCUACAUCUCCUCGUUGUGAGCUCUAGCUAUAAUUUCACGGUUUCAAAGUUCCAGCUCGUUGGUUCAAUCAAUCUUCCCAAGUCAAUUCAUAAAUUGGUGUUCAACGGUGAGGUUUUCUAAGUGAUUCUGCAGCUGGCUGGCUCUGAGGAUCUGUCUGACAAAGUUUCGGAAAAUGCCAUGUGGGCAGAAAAUUGGCUGACGACCGAGUAUCACAAACAUAUUGGUGAAUAAAAAGGAAUAACCCGUAAAAGCUGUUGGUGGUCACUAACUUAGUUGGUGCUGAGCAUUUUUCCAGAAUGAGGGUUUGUUGGGUAUCAGUUGGAUUAGUCUCUUCAUGUUAUUUAUUUUUGUAGAAUAAGUUUGAUAUUAGAUUGAUUCUACCAAUUAUGUCGCGGAGUGAUUCAACUAUUCUGGUCACAAUGCAAUGCACCACUGUGUUUGCCCACAAGAAAGCAGCGAUUGUGGAGUGGGCAUAUAUUCCCCUCUUAGUUAGUACCCGUCUCCUAAUGAUUGGCUACUGGUGGGUUCUUCCUUGCAGUAUAUUCCAGGUACAAAGAUGGUCUUCCCAGGAUUGAAGAAGCCCCAGGAACGCGCUGACCUCAUUGCCUACCUCAAGGAAUCGACAGCAUAA